AUGGCUGAACAGAUCGCCAUCGCCGCGCGCCGCGCCUUUGAGGCCUCGCAGCUUGUCGCCGCCUCGGAGCGUGACGUCGCCCUCGCCUCUAUCCGGGAAGCGCUCACCACUGCGCGUGACGAGGUGCUCGCCGCCAACGCAAAGGACAUGGAGGCGGCCAAGCCGCUCGUCGAGGCCGGCAAGCUGUCCGCGUCGCUGCUGUCCCGCCUCGACCUCGGCCGCCCGGGCAAGUACGACGCCAUGCUGCAGGGCAUCACGGACGUCGCGGCCCUCCCCCUCCCCACUGGCGUUGUGACCUUCGCGAAGGAGCUCGGGCCCGGGCUUGAGCUGCACCGCGUCACUUGCCCCGUUGGCGUGCUGCUCGUCAUCUUCGAGGCGCGCCCCGAGGUCGUGGUGAACAUCGCCGCGCUCGCGAUCAAGUCUGGAAACGCGGCCAUCCUCAAGGGCGGCAAGGAGAGCGUCAACUCGACCACGGUGCUGUCUCGCAUCAUCGCCGAGGCACUCGCCAAGACGUCGAUCCCGUCUACCUUUGUCCAGAGCGUGUCGACCCGCUCAGAGAUCUCGGCCCUCCUCGCCCAGGACAAGUACAUUGACCUUGUCAUGCCCCGUGGCGGCAACGAGUUGGUCACGAGCAUCAAGAACCAGACCAAGAUUGCUGUCAUGGGCCACGCAGACGGCAUCUGUGCCGUCUACCUCGACAAGACGGCCGACGAGCACAAGGCGAUCCGUGUGGCUGUCGAGUCAAAGAUCGACUACAUGGCGGCAUGCAACGCGGCCGAGACGCUGCUGGUGCACGAGUCGCUCGUGUCAACGCUGUGGCCCAAGGUGGCCAACGCGCUCGUCGCUGUCGGCGUCUCUUUGCGCGCUGACGCCGCGACCCUCGCCGCGCUUGCCGGUACCCCUGCCGCGGCGAACGCGACCGCGUCCACCGAGGAGGACUACUACACCGAGUUCCUGGGCCCCAUUAUCGCCGUCAAGGUCGUGUCGGGCGUCAACGAGGCCAUCGAGCACAUCAACCUCCACUCGUCGCACCACACCGACUCGAUCGUGACCGAGGACGAGGCGUCCAUGUCGGCAUGGGCGCGCGGCCUCGACUCGGCCAACUGUUUCAUCAACGCUUCGACGCGGUUCGCAGACGGCACGCGCUAUGGCCUCGGCACAGAGGUCGGCAUCUCGACCGGCAAGACGCACGCACGCGGCCCCGUCGGCCUCGACGGCCUCGUCAUCUACAAGUACGUCCUGAGGAGCACCAAGGACGACGGAUCCGUCAUUGCCGACCACGAGAAGGGCGGCAAGGGAUACACGCACACCGAUAUCUCGAGGGAGCAGGCGCCGUUUUAG
Messenger RNA from Vanrija pseudolonga, 1341 nucleotides. It is a transcript of the gene pro1, whose product is annotated as putative gamma-glutamyl phosphate reductase. The transcript has a single exon. Gene Ontology annotation, molecular function: glutamate-5-semialdehyde dehydrogenase (NADP+) activity; NADP binding. The coding region runs from base 1 to 1341 and encodes 446 amino acids. The record is from RefSeq and is a predicted model, not a curated record. NCBI's taxonomy places the organism in Eukaryota, Fungi, Basidiomycota, Tremellomycetes, Trichosporonales, Trichosporonaceae.